Molecule: messenger RNA, 651 nt
Organism: Ascoidea rubescens DSM 1968
Lineage: Eukaryota; Fungi; Ascomycota; Saccharomycetes; Ascoideales; Ascoideaceae
Gene: OCA6
Product: protein-tyrosine-phosphatase
Exons: 1
Coding region: 1-651 (216 amino acids)
Molecular function (GO): phosphatase activity
Source: RefSeq, a predicted model, not a curated record
AUGCCAGAAGACAGAGUGCUCGAUUUGAUAACUCCCCCCUUGAGAUUUACUGCUCUCCAGCCAAAUCUAUAUCGAGGAUCCUAUCCACGACCCAUCAACUAUCGGUUUCUCAAACGAUUGAGGUUGAAAUACAUACUAUCGCUAAUUCCUAGUCCCAUAACAGAGAAAACAGAUAGACCAUUGCAAGAUUUCUGUCGAGAACAAAAUAUCAAGUUACUUCAUAUCGAGUGCAGCAAGGAUGGGGGCAAGGGGAAGAAGAGAAACGUUCCCAUUACUUAUUCGAUAGUGAUUCAGGCCAUUGAGAUAAUUAUAAACUCAGAUUACUCGCCAUUGUAUAUUCAUUGUCUUACUGGAAGCCAUAUAACAAGCUUGAUAGUUGCGUGUUUGAGGAAGAUAUCGUUUUGGUCUUCAGUAUCGAUUUUUAAUGAGUUUAUUAAUUAUUCUGCGACAAUUAAUUUUGCAGAUAGAUCGUUUGUGGAGAAAUUUGAGGGAGAUAUUUUUGUGCCUGAAGAUAAGAUAAAUUGGAUAUUUUGGAAUGGUUUUCCAAGGGAAACAGUGUUGGAUACGUUCAGCAUCAAAUUGAUUAAAAGCCAGAAAGAGAAUGGAAAUGAAAAGGAAAGGGAAAACGAUGAUAUCAAAAAUAUUAUAUAG